This is a messenger RNA of Hevea brasiliensis (rubber tree), 1709 nucleotides long. Its product is annotated as protein PIN-LIKES 2-like. The record is from RefSeq and is a predicted model, not a curated record. Gene Ontology annotation, cellular component: membrane. Lineage: Eukaryota; Viridiplantae; Streptophyta; Magnoliopsida; Malpighiales; Euphorbiaceae. The transcript has a single exon. Gene Ontology annotation, biological process: endoplasmic reticulum to cytosol auxin transport. Bases 248 to 1696 code for a protein of 482 amino acids.
CUUUUUACAUCAUCGAGAUCUUCUUUUCUAGUAAAACCCACAUCUUACUUUUUUCUUUUUCCUCUUCUUUAAUUUAUUUUCACGUUCAUGGGAUUUCCUUCAAAGAUUGCACCAUUAUUAUGACCAUUUUCUUGAACUUUCAGUUCUUGCUUUUCUUGAUGUGAUAUUAUAAGUCUUUGUUGAUUCUCAAGCUGAUUUGUUUUUCACUUGGUGAAAUACAAUCACAGAAAAGCAGAGAAUAAAUAAAAUGGGGGAAUCUGUCCUAUUUGCCUUACACAAAGAGGUAAAAUCUGGAGAACAUGCGAUAUCUGCAAUAUUGCCUCUGUUGAAACUUAUCACCGUUGCACUGUUUGGUUUAAUUCUUACCAAAGUCCAACUCGUUCCUAAAGCUACUUUCAAGCAGCUUAGCAAGCUUGUUUUUGUUCUGUUCUUGCCUUGCUUGAUAUUCACUGAUCUGGGUCCAUCCAUUACUCUCUACAAAAUUGUUCGCUGGUGGUUCAUUCCUGUUAAUGUAAUCAUUAGUACUACAAUUGGUUGCAUAUUGGGAUACAUGGUGGCGUUGAUAUGUCGGCCGCCGGAGGAACUGUUUCGGUUCACAAUAAUUAUGACUGCAUUUGGAAACACGGGUAAUAUCCCACUUGCAAUAGUUACAUCAGUGUGCCAUAGUACUGAUAAUCCGUUCGGAAGUGAAUGUUCUGAGAAUGGUAUUGCUUAUGCAUCUUUUUCACAAUGGGUUUCUGUUGCUCUUGUUUAUACUCUUGUUUACCAUAUGAUGGAACCGCCAUUAGAGUACUAUGCGAUUGUUAAUGAAGGGGGAGAGAUUCAGGAAGUGCCUAUUGAUAACAGCAGGCCACUCCUUGUGGAAGCUGAAUGGCCAGGACUGGAAGAUCAAGAAACUGAACAUAGCAAGACACCUUUCAUUGCAAGGCUUUUUAAUAGCAUAUCUAGAAUUUCAAAUAGAAAUGUUCCUGAUCUUGAUACAGUAGAAGAGGCCGGAGAUGAAAGAAAUGUUCCUGAUAUUGAUGCAAUAGAAGAGGCCGGAGAUGAAAGAAAUGUUCCUGAUAUUGAUGCAAUAGAAGAGGCCGGAGAUGAGAGAAGUGAAAACAAUCCCAUAUCCAUUAGGUGCUUAGCAGAGCGUGGGAUGGUUAGAAAGAUUAAAAUUGUUGCUGAGCAAACACCAAUUCAUCACAUUCUUCAGCCUCCAACUAUUGCUUCUUUUCUAGCUAUUGUCAUCGGAGUGAUUCCUGCAGUUAAAAAGUUUGUAUAUAGUUCUGAUGGUCCACUUGAAUUUAUAACAGACAGUUUAGAUAUCAUGUCUGAGGCUAUGGUGCCAUCAGUUAUGCUUAUUCUUGGAGGAAUGCUUGCUGAAGGUCCAAAUCAGUCGAAAAUUGGUAUUCGAACAACAAUUGGCAUUAUUGUUGCAAGGCUUUUGGUGCUUCCUGUAAUUGGAAUUGGAGUUAUCUACUUAGCUGAUAAAUGGAAUAUUUUAAUCUCCAAGGACGACCAAAUGUACAGGUUUGUGCUUCUGCUGCAAUACACAACACCAAGUGCCAUUUUAUUGGGAGCUGUAGCAAGCUUGAGAGGUUAUGCAGUUAAAGAGGCUUCAGCACUCCUCUUCUGGCAGCAUGUGUGCGCUGUGGUUUCACUUUCAUUAUAUAUGAUUGUCUUCUUUGAUCUGCUGUUUUCAUAUAUCUAAGGUUUUUCCCCAA